CAGCACUGUUAAAGACAGAACUGCAAAUAGCAAAUGGCAAAUGUUAAGUUUUCGGCUACCGUAAAUAAACAGUGAAAGUGCAAUUAAGAACUAAAUGAGCGACAAUUAGCGAAUCAGUUCGUACGACGUUCAGCAAUUCGUUUGAUCGAACUUAUUCCGAGCAAUUCGAUACAAUUCUAGUUAGCAAUUUAGUUGAACGCAACGGCAGUGCCGCAACGAGAGAGAGAGAGAAUGAAGAGUUUGGAAGAAGUUAAGUUAGAAUAUCCGCUGCAUUGGCAGAUCUGGAAUGGCAACGCUGAGGAGCUGCAACAGCAGUUGCAGACCGAACAGAUUGAUAAGGAAAAAAUCGAUCCGCGCGGCCGCACACCAUUGAUGUUGGCUGUCCGUCUGGCGAAUCUGCAAUGUGUUAAGUGCCUUUUAGCAGCUAAAUGCAAUGCAACUUAUGAGCAUGCAGGCUGGUCAAUUGUCCAGGAGGCCGUUUGUACGGGUGACGUGGACAUAUUGACAGCGAUUAUCGAAGUACGCGACUUACAGCGUCAUGUGCAGCGAGUGACGCAUGUUCCGAAGCUGUUGCAGCAUCUACUGGAUGCGCCCGACUUUUACAUAGAAAUGAAGUGGGAGUUUACGUCGUGGGUGCCGCUGAUGUCUCGCCUCUGUCCAAGCGACACCUAUAAGGUGUACAAACGGGGCGCUAACGUGCGCAUCGACACAACCCUCUUGGGCUUCGACAACAACACCUGGCAACGUGGCAAUCGAUCCUACAUAUUCAAAGGCGGCAAGGAAACGGCAACGAUGAUCGAAAUCGAUCAUGACACCCACGAGGUGAUGGUGGAGCAGAUGAGCAGCGAUAUCGGUGACAUUGUGGCCAUUCCACCACCAAUUGGCACCGUUCGUGCUCGCCUUGCGGCUCCCGUCAUCACCAACAACAUCGAAAUGGAAAAGAUCAGUUUCGAGCGGAACAAAUCAGGCAUUUGGGGCUGGCGUAGCGAAAAGUCGGAGGUUAUCAAUGGCUAUAAUUGCAAAGUGUAUGGCGCCAGCAACGUGGAGUUUGUCACAAAGACGCGAAUGGAUCAUCUCAGCGAAGAGCAAAUCAAGGUAACAAUGAAAGAAAAUAAAACGGCGCGCACGCCACUUCACAGCUUAUUGGGCAUUGCCGAUGAAGAUUACGUGCCUCCAACGGAUGUGCCAGCUGCAAUCAAAGAUCGCACAUCAGAGGCAGCUCCCUUGAUCGCCCCCAGUGUGAAUGGUGAUCGUGCCUCACCCACAGUUACAGCUCAUGCUGAGAGCAAUGGUAGUUCCGCAUGCUGUUCGGGUGCAAGCACACCCCACUCACUACAGGUCACGCCCGAGGAAUACUUUAGUGCCGAGGUUGAUCUGCAGGGUCGCGAUGUAGGCAAACCAAAAAACUUAAGCACAAAGGUGCAACGCUUCAAGGCCAAUCUCUGGCUGGCCGAAGAGCAUCCCAUCCGUCUCCAGGAACAAGUGCUUCCCAUAUUGGAUCUCAUGUCCACAAUGGCCAGUCCGCAUGUGUCCAAAUUGAAAGACUUUAUAACAAUGCAACUGCCUUCUGGUUUUCCGGUCAAGGUAGAGAUACCGCUCUUCCAUGUCCUCAAUGCCUGCAUUACGUUUGGCAAUGUGUUCGCUAUGACCACGCCGGUGGAGUACGUGGCCACGCUACAGGAGGAGGAUCGCACCACCUGCCUGGUGGACGAUCGCUGCUUUGACAUACCUAGUAAUUAUGUCAAUCGUGACGGUGACUCGCGCCGUCAAAUACCCCUUGAUGAGGAUGACAUGCUGCAGUAUGCCAUCGAGCAGAGCUUGGCCGAGACGAGCGGCGCCGGCGGCGCCUGUGGCCUGGACAAUGAUACCGACAAGGUGGACAUCUGGGAGGUGCUACGCGGUCAGAACGCUGUCGGCACCGAGCUGCUGCCCGAGGACGACGAGCAGCUGCAGCGCGUGCUGCACGAAUCGCUGAUGGGCGCACGGGGCAAUGCGAGCGGUUCGCCCGUCUCCGAGGACGACGAUGAUGGUGGCUUCCGUUAUAUGGACUCCGAUUUGGCCAUGGCCAUGCGUCUCUCCCAGCAGGAUCAGCAGAAAUACGAGCUGGAGCGGCAGCGCGAACAGGAGAUGAUCGAGCAGGCGCUAAAGCUUAGCCUGCAGGACAACUAGCCAUCGAACCAAUUAGUUAACCAAAUCUAACCAAAAUCAAACAAUCAAUCAAUCAGCAGUUACAAGUCUGUCGUCAAUCAAAUGAGAGGGAAAGUCAUUUUUGUCGAUACCAAAAUUGGAAUAGUUUAUAUGUAAUUCUAGUAUGUAAAAAUUAUGCCUAUGUUGUAAAGUCUAAAAUGUAACCUUACCUUAUUUUGUUGCGCUGUAGUUUUUGUUGGUUUUGCUCUCCUUAUUUGUAUUGUGAUAUAUAACUAAACUAAACACAAAAAGAAAACGAAAACCUUCAAAAAAAAAAACAACAGAAAUAAUUUCCCUCAUAAACGCUUUAAAGGUCUCAACUCGGAAACUCGCGCGUUUUAACGGCAUCUCCAUUAUAUACACACGCGUAUAUCACAUUAUAUACCUAUUAAUUAAUGUAAUAGCUCUUGCUAAAUAUACAUAUAUAUAUAUAUAAAUUAAGAACAGAGAAGGUUUAAUUAAUCUAAUCACUAAUCACUAAUCUUUUGUUGAACUUCGGUUGCCA
Molecule: messenger RNA, 2692 nt
Organism: Drosophila hydei
Lineage: Eukaryota; Metazoa; Arthropoda; Insecta; Diptera; Drosophilidae
Product: ankyrin repeat domain-containing protein 13D
Exons: 7
Coding region: 232-2169 (645 amino acids)
Cellular component (GO): cytoplasm
Molecular function (GO): protein binding
Source: RefSeq, a predicted model, not a curated record